This is a messenger RNA of Argentina anserina (silverweed cinquefoil), 1290 nucleotides long. RefSeq lists its product as uncharacterized. The coding region runs from base 226 to 1062 and encodes 278 amino acids. NCBI's taxonomy places the organism in Eukaryota, Viridiplantae, Streptophyta, Magnoliopsida, Rosales, Rosaceae. The transcript has a single exon. The record is from RefSeq and is a predicted model, not a curated record.
UGUAAUUCGUGAGAAGCCGAAAGCCUCCCAGGCUCCCACCAAACUAAACCCCAUUUAUUAAAAAUAAUUAACAGUUAAACACCUUCCUCGCCUCCCUUCUACCUUUCUAUCUUCCACUCACCACUAGUCACCUCCCAUAUAUAAAUAGAAUCAUACCAAACCAAAGUGUCACACAUCUCACAACCUCCUCGAUCAUCUUUCUUAAACUCUCUAGCUCCAAGAAAUAUGCAGAACCAGGAUUAUUAUUCCGACCAGGGUUUGGUCUGUCCCAGCUUCAACGCCUACUUCUCCCCCACCACAGCUGAUACUGCCGCCAAGGUUUGCCGGGAAUUCAGAAACCUCGGGUUAGUGGACGAGGACAGAGAGUACGAGUAUGAACAAGCGGAGGAACAAGGAGAAGACGAUGAUGACUUCGAGUUCGUUUCGUUUCAGAAAUCCGCAGACGAGGUUUUCUUCGGGGACAACACUCGGAUCGGCCCUGUUUUUCCAGUCUUCAACCGCGACCUUAUAAGUCAACGGGAUGCCAACGACGCCGAGGACGUCGACGCCGACGCCAGGCAGUCAUCGUCGUCAGCUUCAUCCGACGUGGACGAACUGGAGAACGUUCCGGCGGGUAGCUACUGCGUUUGGAUGCCGAAAACGACGCCGGCCUCGUCGCCUUCCCAUUGCAAGAAGAGCAAGUCGACCGGAACGUCGUCGUCCCGGCGGUGGAGGCUGAGGGACCUUCUGCGGCGGAGCAACAGCGAUAGCGGGAAGGACGCAUUCGUGCUGCUGACGCCUGCCCUUACGUCAUCGUCGAGCAACAAGAAGUUGGUGGCUGGUAACGAUCAUCAUCAUCCUCACCCUAAUGAGAAAUUGACGGUGACGAAGGGGAAGAAGAGCUUUGAUGGGGCCAGAACGAAAGGCCCGAACGCGGUGUCGAUGGCGCACGAGGUUUUCUACGCGAAGAGCAAAGAGAAAGUUGGGUACAAUAAGAGACAGUCGUAUCUUCCUUACAGGAAAGACCUGGUGGGGUUCUUUGCUAGUGUGAACGCCAUGGGAAGGACCUUCCCUACUUUCUAAUUUGAUUCCGAUAGUAACUUCAUCAUCAGAAAACCAACAUGUACAUAUAUAUUUAUUUUGUUUUAUUCUCGUUCAAUAAUCAAUAUAUUGAAGCACAUGGAUCUGAAAGCAAAUCCCAGUUAAGUAGUUUGAGAUGCUUAAUUCUUCUCUUGGGGUUGCAUUGCAUUAUCUAAUUCUUUUGUAGAUUUGAGAUAUAAAGUCACAUCCUCUGUUGUUGAGUUAUCAAUU